This is a messenger RNA of Exaiptasia diaphana, 1905 nucleotides long. Its product is annotated as exocyst complex component 3. Gene Ontology annotation, biological process: exocyst localization; exocytosis. Gene Ontology annotation, cellular component: exocyst. The record is from RefSeq and is a predicted model, not a curated record. The transcript is spliced from 23 exons. The annotation marks the transcript as partial. Gene Ontology annotation, molecular function: SNARE binding. NCBI's taxonomy places the organism in Eukaryota, Metazoa, Cnidaria, Anthozoa, Actiniaria, Aiptasiidae.
ACGGGGAGUUGCUUGAAUGCGAGGAAGAUUCUAAAGAUGAUCCCAGAGUCCAGCAAAGCCAGAUUAUUGUACAAUUAACAGGCAGUGAAUCCAGAAUUCUUUGCCUUGCUCAUCAUGUCGAUAGACAUUCAGAAAGCGAAGACGGAAGCGCACGAGAAUGCGGCAAAACAUGUCGCYACAAUGCUUCAAAAUCCAGACAGCCUGGACAAAGUAGAACAGUGGAGAAGACGUGUCAUGAGAAACAAGGCUUCAGUUGAAGCUCGUCUCAAGAGCGCAGUACAGUCCCAACUAGAGGGAGUACGAUCAGGACUAGGGCACUUACAAAGUGCUUUAGAGGACAUCAAGACAAUUAAACAAAGCAUGGAUGAAGUUGAUGAUAUGCUGAAAGGAGUCUCAACUCUAAGUGAAAACUUAGACAAAGUCAGACAGAAACAGUUUGAACAUACACAGGUGUCCAAGGCAUGUGAACAUCUGAAUCAUAUCUUUAAUGUUCCUGAGAAUGUUGAAAAAACCUACACAUUGAUCAGUGAAGGCAAACUUUUAUUAGCUCACAAAAGUCUCUCCGACCUUGAGGCCACUAGGGAUGAGCUACUUUACGAAGUCCACAAGAUGUCUAUGUCUGAAGAAGGAACAAGAACAGAUAAAACGCCUUUGAACAACUAUUUUGCUGAUGUCAACAAAUUAUCAGAUUCCCUUGGAAAGCAACUUUGGAUCAUUAUGCAAAGAUUUCUGAGUACUGUGAGGAGUGAUCCUGCACAAUUGGUGACGGCACUGAGGAUUGUUGAGAGAGAAGAAAGGGCAGAUAAAAGAGSCAAAGAAAGACAUGAAAAAACAGGUUUCACAGUCCCAGGACGACCAAAAGAGUGGAAAAAAAGAUGCUUGCAUGAAUUACAAGCAGCCAUUGCCUGUCGGUUUGAAAGUCUUGAGAUGCAUCUUGAGAAUCGUCACAGCGAGAAAAUGUGGCUUGUCAAACAUCUUGAGAGAACCAGACAAAAARUCCUGGACGACCUCAUAAUAAUCAAGAGCCUUUGUCAGCCGUGCUUCCCUCCAAGCUACAAUAUCUUUGACAAGUCUGUUGAAUUGUACCAUAGUGAGCUCUCUUCCAUGCUUGAAAGAACAGUGAUUGAGCAGCAYCUUGAGUCAAAUGAGUGUGUCAGCUUACUUACAUGGAUAAGUGAAUAUGGUGGUCUUGACCUUAUGAUGCAUCCUGAAAUUCAAGUUGAUGUUGGCUGUUUGACUCCUUUGCUGUCAGAGUCGGUGUAUAAAAAUCUAGUUAAAACGUAUAUUACCACUACAGCUAAAAACAUCAAGGAAUGGAUGGGAAAAAUGAUUGAGACUGAUCUGAAGGACUGGAACAACGAAUCUCUCCCAGAUACUGAUGGUGAAGGGUUUUACAACACAUCUUUACCAGUYUUUCUGUUUCAAAUGGUUGAUCAGAAUCUGCAAGUGGCUGCCCAGACAGGAGAAGAUCUUAAGCUCAAGAUAUUUGACAUAUGCAUCGAAGAAAUCCAAGAGUUUCAAAGAGACUACAGACGUUCAGUGAAAGAAUUCAAGGCUAAGCAUUUUGAAGACAGAAGUCAGCCUCCAAGAUUUGUUGAAUACAUGAUUGCGAUAGUGAACAACUGUCAGUCAUCCAUCAAGUUUGCUGAACAACUCAAGGACAAUACACUUUCUGAAGUUGGAAAACCWAACUUUGGUGAAGACAGGCUGAGGAUAUUCCAAAGCAUCAAUGACUGUUACAAUAAAAUUGGACAGGAAGGAUGUAUUUUCUUGCUKGAUGAAGUGUUUCUCGACUUGGAUCCUUUCUUUACUGAAAUUAUGACCCCAGCUUGGGUUUCAACCCCAACUCAAGUUGAUACAAUAAUUGCAACUUUUGAAGACUAUUCUUCAGAUUUUACUCAUUUA